Molecule: messenger RNA, 918 nt
Organism: Miscanthus lutarioriparius
Lineage: Eukaryota; Viridiplantae; Streptophyta; Magnoliopsida; Poales; Poaceae
Source: the annotation of a GenBank genome assembly
AUGGCGUCUCAGAAGGCUGCAUCUCUGCCACGUACCUCUGGACGACCGUUUCUCGGAGCAUCUUCGUUCAGUGUGCCGCUCUUUGGAGGAUCUGGAGCUGGACCAUUGCGCCUAUUCUUCACUGACAUUGCAUGCCCCAAAUUGAAGACCUUGGUGAUCAAUGGUGGCUCCAAUAGAUACCGCAACCCACCGCUGGCUAUCUCGGCCCCCAUGGUUGGCUAUCUACGCCUAGAUGUGGAUGCUGACCGCUUCCGUGGGGGUAUUUCGAUAACCAAGACGAUGCCAUCCCUUGACAGGGCCUCGAUUCAUUUACGCUGCAACAAAUACUGUUUAUCCAAGCUUCGAAGUAGAUUUGAUGGGGAUCAAUCCGAGCUUCUUUGUAGUGUGUCUAACGCGACAAGUUUGGAGCUGUCAGGUGUUGGGACGACGGUGCUCGGUGAGGAACCCAAAUUCCUGGAAUUCCAGAACCUGAGGAACUUGCUGUUGGGCGUCUGUGAUCUCAGCGAUGACUUCCGUGUAUUGCGGCUCUUUCAUUGGGGUUCGCCUAAUCUUGAGAAGGUCACUUUGCGGCACUGCAAGUUCCCAGGUGAUUAUGAUUCUGAGGACAAUGAACGCGGAACGCGCAAACUCGACAAGACCUCAUCUUCUGAUUGUUGUGGCCUGGACUUCCUACGUGAUGAGAACGUCGAGCUUGAAAUCAUACAUAAAAAUGACAACGAUGCCUGCCGAUUUGCUGACGAGCUUGUGCUCGACCUACCACCAAAUCCCAAAGGUGCCACUGAUGCUGUUCCUGAAGCUGCUACUGCUGCUACUGAAGAUUCGAUGCCUCAUUCAACUGGAGUUGGGCCUCGUCGGGGAACUCGGCGCAAGACGACCAGCACGCGCAUCUCGGGACCUGAAUGGGAACGAGCCAUGUAA